AUGUCCGCCAUGUCCGCCGCCGAGUACGACGCGCUCAUCUAUCCCGGCUUCCUCCGUCGCAACGUCGCGCGCUGGAACGACGACGGCAGCGCCGCGCCGCUCAGCCGCAGCAAGGGCCCGCGCAACGAAACCUUCGUCCUGCAGCUGCGCAGCGGCGAGAUCGAUCAGGACGUCAGCGCGAUCGAGGGCGAGCUCGGAUUAGCGCUCAAAGGGUUGAAGGGCGCGCGCAAGGGACGCGCGAGCGUGAACGCGGAGUGA
Molecule: messenger RNA, 258 nt
Organism: Ostreococcus lucimarinus CCE9901
Lineage: Eukaryota; Viridiplantae; Chlorophyta; Mamiellophyceae; Mamiellales; Bathycoccaceae
Exons: 2
Coding region: 1-258 (85 amino acids)
Source: RefSeq, a predicted model, not a curated record